GCGAGAAUACCGCCGCUUCAAACGUAAAAUGCUGUCUUUGUCGUAAACUAGGGUCAAGACAUAUAAACAAAACAAUAGAGCAAACUGCGCGGAUUCAAAGUCUAAAAUAGAUUUACUGGGGCGUCGACGUGUUCGAAGGCAAUGGCAGCGUCUUCUUCGUCGUCCUCUGCGGGAGGUGUGAGCGGCAGCUCGGUGACUGGCUCUGGAUUCAGUGCUUCAGAGCUCAUCCCUCCAAGAAAAGUCCUGUACACAUAUCCUAAAGGCGCAGGUGAAAUGAUGGAAGAUGGCUCUGACAGGUUUUUAUGCGAGUCUGUAUUCAGCUACCAAGUUGCCUCCACACUAAAACAGGUUAAACAUGAUCAACAAGUGUCUCGAAUGGAGAAACUUGCGAGCUUGGUGGAGGAGCUGGAAGCAGAUGAGUGGCGGUAUAAACCAAUUGAACAGCUAUUGGGAUUCACACCAUCUUAGAUAAAAAAAAAAAAAAAAAAAAAAGACCCAGAUGCCUUUGGAUAAUAAAUCAGCCAAGUAGAAGAAAAAGGUUUAUUUCACUUCAUAAAUUGUAUUCCUUCUUUAUGGGUUUAUUCUAUA
Molecule: messenger RNA, 588 nt
Organism: Sander lucioperca (pikeperch)
Lineage: Eukaryota; Metazoa; Chordata; Actinopteri; Perciformes; Percidae
Gene: anapc16
Product: anaphase promoting complex subunit 16
Exons: 4
Coding region: 142-468 (108 amino acids)
Biological process (GO): protein ubiquitination
Cellular component (GO): anaphase-promoting complex; kinetochore; cytosol
Source: RefSeq, a predicted model, not a curated record